Molecule: messenger RNA, 2118 nt
Organism: Athene cunicularia (burrowing owl)
Lineage: Eukaryota; Metazoa; Chordata; Aves; Strigiformes; Strigidae
Gene: FANCG
Product: FA complementation group G
Exons: 8
Coding region: 354-1952 (532 amino acids)
Biological process (GO): interstrand cross-link repair
Cellular component (GO): Fanconi anaemia nuclear complex
Molecular function (GO): protein binding
Source: RefSeq, a predicted model, not a curated record
UGUUGCCCCAUGCCCUGGGAUCAGUGUUUCCUGCUUCCCUUCAGCAUUCCCUGCUCUCUGUGUAUUCACAGGACACAGGAAGAUCUCACUGCCAUGAGGGGGAGAAUGAACUCCUUUCCCUGCUCAAGGCAUGGCGAGUACCUGCUGUGAAGGCUUCCCUGCCCCUUCUACAGAGCACUGAGGACUUGAAAGCAAUCCUCUGUACCACAGCAGCCUUUCUACAAGGGCUGCAGGAGCUGGAGGCUGGGAACUUCCCCACUGCCCUCUCCCUCCUUCAGGAGGCUGCUGGAGGAUUCUGCUCCAAGAGGGUCCUGGCACAGAUCUACACCUGCCUUGGCUACUGUGCUCAGCGAAUGGGCAAGCCUCAGACAGCCCUUCAGCACCUGAAACAGGCCCUCCAGGUAGACUUCCAGUGCCUUCCUGCCCUGUCCCACGUGGCAGCAAUGUACCACGAGCUGGGGGAGACUGAUGCGGAGCUGAAGGCCCUGGCUCUGCUCAAUGAGGCUCUGGAAGAAGAAAGUCCAGCAGCUACUUCCUCUAGUCCAUACUUCCUAAUCCAAACAGAGCUUCUUGUCCACACACCAAUACUAGAUUUAAUCCUUCGCCAUCGUCACCCCUCUGAAGUGAAGUACCUGCUGGCACAGCGAUGUCUCCAGGAUGGGAGGGAGGCUGAUGCGGUAGAACACUACCUGGAUUUUCUGGCACUGCUUCAGGAGGGUCUGCAUCAGCAGGUGUCUCUAGAUUGUAGCUCAGGUCUGCCCAGGAUCCCUGAGGCGUUCCUGGAAGCAGCAUCCGCCUUGGAGCAGGCUGGGAGGCACCAGGAUGCCAUAACCAUGUGCGAGGAGGUCAUCAGCCGGACAACUGACCUCAUCCCGCAGAUCUUACGAGUGGAGGAGAGGCUGGAGGAGUGCCCAUCGCCAGAGGCAGGGCUGGCGGGUGGACUCCUGUCCCAGAAGGAGAGUCUGUGCUGCCUUGCCUGGAGAACAGCCGCAUACCUGCACCAGGGGUGGGCAUGGGCCAACCUGGGUGAGAGGAAGGAGGCCAUAACCCAAUUCAGCAGGUGCCUCAGCGAUCUCGUACGAGUCCAGCUUUAUGGGUCUGGUGCUGAACUAGCAGUGCCAGAGAAUCUCCUGCCAGAAUUGGAGGUGCUCCAGAAGAUCAGAUUGCUCUCUCUCAUUGGGCGAGGUGUGCAGUUCCUGGAGCUGGGGAGGCACAAGGAAGCCCUGUUGGAUUUCCAUUAUGGUUUGCAGACCUUGCCAGGUAAGAGGCUCAUUUUGGUGAGGAACAGAGGGGAUUUCCACAAAUUUGUCCUGGGCUGCUUUUCUGUCUUCAUCAGAAAGAGCUUAUGCUUUAGACCACACUUACCUGGAUGUCAAGGACUACAGUACAGCUACAAUCAAUGUCACAUACUUGAAAUGCUUCUGUGGGGCCUGGCCAGCUCACUGCCCUGGAGAUGCAGACCAAAACUAUUGUCAGAGGAGUCUAUUAGAACCCUGCCCACAACCUGUGCCCUGAGACAGCCUGGAAAUUUCUUCCUGCUCAGAGCCCAGCCUGGUACAGCCAGCUUUCUCACAGACAGGGUCUGCUUUCCCAGAACAGAGGAAUUGGAGUCUUGCUUCAUCCUAGGAAGCAGCAUGCUCAUGCCUGGCCAUCCAGAGGCUGAGUAUGGAGGCCUGUCAGUGGAGAGGGGAGCAGGGCAGGGAGCUGUACAUGUCCUGAGCACAGCUGAGUGCUGCUCCCAGUGCUCUAGGUGUGCUGACACGCUGCAGAGAUGUGAGCUUCACGAGGAUUUGCCAAACCUGCUGGUCCCAGUCCUGACUGAGGCUUCCUCCCUUCGGGGGUGCAGACCUGCCUGCAAGGAAAACCCCAACCCGUGUCCCGACAGAGGUGUGGCUGUCUGGGCCGCAGGGCUGAUGCCAUCUGCCUUCACUGCCAGCCCUGGAGUUAAUUAGAGCCUGUGACAUAGCUGGGACAGUCUCCUCCCCAUUACAUCACCUCUCCUCGUGCUCACCUCCUUUGUCUGGCUCUGAAGCUGCUUUUGCAACACCCUGCAACCCACAGCAACACUGGGGACCUGCUCCUCCUCUGCUAACAGCUGAAUCCCCCCCACUUCGUGUC